Molecule: messenger RNA, 4266 nt
Organism: Salvia hispanica
Lineage: Eukaryota; Viridiplantae; Streptophyta; Magnoliopsida; Lamiales; Lamiaceae
Product: cysteine-rich receptor-like protein kinase 29
Biological process (GO): protein phosphorylation
Cellular component (GO): plasma membrane
Molecular function (GO): protein serine/threonine kinase activity; ATP binding
Source: RefSeq, a predicted model, not a curated record
UACUCAAGAAGUUAUAGACUAUGCUUUGACAAGGUCAUUUUGCUCGAGAUGAUGUUAUUUUUUGAGGACGGAUGAAAUGACAAUAAAAUAGAGUGAUGAUGAGCUACAUAUCAUGGCUAGCCGUCAUCGUCAUCGUCGUCGUCGUCAUCAUCCCCGCCUUUGCAAGAGCGCAGCAAUACGGCUGCUUCGGCGGCAACUACACUUCAAACUCCACAUACGCCGCCAACCUCAACUCCCUCCUCUCAUCCCUCCCACCUAACCUAAACGACGCCGCUUUCUACAACGCCUCCUCCCUUCUCCCCAACACCACCGAUCCCGCCUACGCCUCCGCCCUCUGCAGACCCGACUCCCAGCUCGACACGUGCCGCUCCUGCAUCCGAAACUCCACCGCCGAGCUCCUCACCCUCUGCUCCAACCGCACCCAAGCCGCCCUCUUCAAACCCCUCUGCACCCUCCGCUACUCCGACACCUCCAUGUACGGCCUCCUCUCCGAGGCCUACUCCGUCACCGGCCGCUCCACCACCAACCUCUCCACGUCCGACCAGUUUAGGACGGACGUGAGAGCGCUGCUGGGCAAUCUGAGCGCCCAGGCGGCCGCGGGUGGGCCCAUGCUGAAGGUGGCGGCGGGGAAUUCGAGCGGUGGCUCUGUAUUCGCGCUGGUGCAGUGCACGCCGGAUCUGUCGUCGAGGGACUGCUCCAACUGCCUGUCGGGGCUGGUGCAGCGCCUUCCGCGGUGUUGCAAUGGUUCGACUUUCGUGAUCAUGUUUGUGCCGAGUUGCAAUCUCCAUUUCCAGCUUGAACAGUUUUAUAAUCUAACUAGGCUUGAGCAAGUGCGAGCGAUGGUAGAUGCGUCUUCGCCUCCGCCUUCUCCACUUGUCGUGCCACCUACACCUUCUCCGCCACCAGGAAAGGGUGGUGGUAAUAAAACUCGAACUAUCAUCUUGAUUGUGGUGCCGAUUGGUUCUGGUCUUGUUCUAAUUUGUGUUUGCAUUUGCAUUUUCUUGAGAAGAAGAUUGAAGAGAAAUCCUGAGGAAGUCAGCCAGAACUAUAGUGAGGAGAUAAGCACAGUAGAAUCCCUUCUUUAUGAUUUUGAAAAGAUCAAAGCUGCGACCAACGAUUUCUCUGAGAGUAACAAGCUCGGAGAAGGUGGAUUUGGUGUUGUCUAUAAGGGAAAACUUGAAGAUGGCGGAGAAAUUGCAGUGAAAAGGCUGUCUAAAAACUCGGGGCAAGGGGACGAAGAAUUCAAGAACGAAGUGUUGUUAAUGGCCAAGCUCGAGCACAGGAAUCUGGUCCGGCUGCUGGGAUUCUCGCUGAAAGGAGCGGAGAAGCUUCUCGUAUAUGAAUUUGUUCAAAAUGGAAGCCUGGAUGGCUUCAUAUUUGACCGGAUCAAGCAUGAGCCCCUUGAUUGGAAUACACGCUACAAAAUCAUAAGGGGCAUCGCGAAGGGACUUGUUUAUCUGCACAACGACUCUGGCUUCCGUAUCAUUCACCGCGAUCUCAAAGCGGCUAACGUGUUAUUAGACUCAGAGAUGGAUCCUAAGAUAGCUGAUUUUGGUAUGGCCAGGUUGUUUUUUCAAGACCAAAGUGGAAGUAAUACGAGGAGAAUUGUUGGAACCUUUGGAUACAUGUCCCCGGAAUAUGCAAGGCAUGGGAAAAUCUCAGUGAAGCUAGACGUCUUCAGCUUCGGCGUGCUAUUGCUAGAGAUUGUCAGUGGGCAGAGAAACGGCUCUUUUCGAAAUCCAGACAGCCGGGAGAAUGUGGAAUACAUGCUGAGUUUUGCAUGGAGAAAAUGGCAGGAGGGGGGAGCGAAGAAGAUGAUCGAUCCGGUGUUGAUGGGAGGUGAUGAAGAAGUUAGUGUGGGUGAUAUGUUGAGAUGCAUUCACAUAGGUUUGUUGUGCGUGCAAGAAAAGGGGGAGCAGAGGCCGACCAUGGCGUCGGUUCAAGUCAUGCUCAGUAGCGUCUCAGUGACACUGCCGCUGCCUUCCAAACCUGCGUAUUUCAGUUCGGCUGCGAAAGAGAUCCAGACGGAGCUUCCCAAAGCUUACGACACUCAAAAUGAUGCUUCUAUAACAGAUCUAAACCAAACUAAGAUGACUUCCCGAACAUGCGUUCUUCUCUUCAUUCUGGCCAUCCUCUCCGGCACCGUGACGGCGCAGAACUACGGUUGUUUUGAGGGAAACUACACCACCAACAGCACAUACAGCACCAACCUCAACUCCCUCAUCUCAUCUUUUCCACCAAACAUACAACACAACGGAUUCUACAACGGCACAGCGGGCCAAGCCCCGGACCGAGCCUACGCCACCGCGCUCUGCAGAACCGACUUUCAGCUCGAGGAGUGCCGCACCUGCCUCCGAGAAGCUGUCCCGGAGCUUCUCCGGUUGUGCCCCAACCGGAGACAGGGGAUCCUGUUCAGAGACAAAUGCACGCUGCGCUAUUCCGAUGAAUCACUUGCCGAGGGCGCCGCAACUGACGGUUACACUAUCUUUUCCAGGAGUCCCCAGACUGCACGGAGUCCUGAGCAGUUUAACCAGAAACUGUGGGGGCUGCUGAAGGAUCUCCGCGGACAGGCGGCCGCAGGAGGGCCGUUGAUGAAGAGCGCGGCAGGGAAUGAGACGGGGCCGAGUUUUCAGGACAUAUUCGCCCUGGUGCAGUGCGGGCCUGGUCAAUCAGAAGCGGGCUGCGAGCGUUGUUUGAUCAACGCCGAGCAAUUUGUGUGUUGUGAAAACAGCACGGCAGUAGUAGUACUUAUGCCCCGCUGUACUAUGCAAUAUGAUGUUGUACCCUUUUACAAUAUCACUCGGAUUCAAGAGGUGCAAGCGUUAGUAUUGCCGCUCCCUCCUCCUCCUCCUCCGCCGCCGCCAGUGCCCCCACCAUCGUCGGGUAAUACCAGUCGAACUGUGAUCAUCAUUCUUGUUCCAAUUUUGGCUUCUCUGCUUCUCGCUGCUUUUGUUGGAAUAAUCGUCACAAAGAGAUACAAGAAGAAAACAGAGGACAUAACAACAUUACAAGGCGAGGAUGAAGUUGUAAGUGCUCAAGAAUCGCUUUUAUACGAUUUCAAGCAACUUGUAGCUGCCACAAACAAUUUCUCCACUAGUAACAAACUUGGAGAAGGAGGAUUUGGUGCAGUUUAUAAGGGAAAACUUCAAAGUGGCCAACAAAUUGCAGUCAAAAGGCUAUCAAGGAAUUCAGGGCAAGGAGAAUUGGAGUUUAAGAAUGAAGUGUUAUUAAUGGCCAAGCUUCAACAUAGAAAUUUAGUAAGGUUGUUGGGAUUCUCACUAAAAGGAUCGGAAAGGCUUCUCGUCUAUGAAUUUGUUCAAAAUGGAAGCCUAGACUGCUCUAUUUUUGAUCCGAUGAAGCGUUCACUUAUUAAUUGGGAGAGUCGGUACAAGAUCAUAAAAGGCAUUGCCAAGGGACUUGUUUAUCUGCACGAAGAGUCGUGUGUACGCAUAAUUCAUCGUGAUCUCAAAGCGAGCAACAUACUCCUAGAUGGGGACAAGAAUCCCAAAAUCUCCGAUUUUGGUAUGGCAAGAUUGUUUCAACAGGAUGAAACACGAGGCAAUACACGUAGAAUUGUUGGUACCUACGGAUAUAUGGCACCUGAAUAUGCGCGACAAGGGGAUUUCUCGAUUAAAUCUGACGUGUUUAGCUUUGGAGUGCUGGUGUUGGAGAUUAUCUGCGGACAAAGUAACAACUCUUUCAAGAAUGUGGAAAAUGGAGAGAACGUAGAAUAUAUGCUUAGUUAUGCUUGGAGAAAUUGGUGUGCGGGAAGAGGGAGGAAGUUGAUUGAUCCCGCAUUGAUGUCUGCUUCAACCCCUAUACAUGAUGUUAUGAAAUGUAUUCAUAUCGGUUUGUUGUGCGUUCAGAAAAAUGCAAGGGAUCGGCCGCCGAUGGCUUCUGUUUUGGUAAUGCUUCAUAGCUUCUCUGCCACAUUUUCGGUGCCUUUGGAGCCGGCGUUUUUCGUCCCUGGUGGCAAUGAGGACCUGGCCAGAUCAUUGGAGAUCAAUCCAACCGAGUUUUCGAAAAAUGAAGCAUCGAUCACUGAGUUUUAUCCGCGUUGAGUUGUAGCUUCAUUCAUUCCUUUUACUUUGUGAAGUCACUGGCCAGAUCAUUGGAGGUCAAAUCGUCGGUAAAUUUGUUGGUUUUUGUAGUGAUGGGAUUUUGGGGGCCGCUUGGUUUGGCCUCAUCACCUGUCUCUUGCCAUACUUGAAUUGAGAAUGCAAAUGAAAAUUAUUAGAGAGAAAACUGAAUGAGAGAGUUUUUUGA